Molecule: messenger RNA, 303 nt
Organism: Funneliformis mosseae
Lineage: Eukaryota; Fungi; Glomeromycota; Glomeromycetes; Glomerales; Glomeraceae
Source: the annotation of a GenBank genome assembly
AUGAAAGACUCGCUAGAUAAUAUGUAUAAAGAGAAAGGUAUCGAAUUAGAUAUGGCUGUAUUUGGAAUUCAUGCAAUUGAAUUUGAAAUUCCAAAAAGUAAUAUUAGCCUUCGUUUGGUUGAAAAUGCGUUAUACGAAGUAGAAAAUUUGAAGAAUUUCGUAAAAGAAUAUAUUGCGAAGCUUCCAUCCUAUUUCACUAAUAAUGAAAACAAUAUAUAUACUCCAACCGAAAACGGUAGCGACUCCUCGCAAGCCUUAUUAGUAAAUCAGAAUUCGUGUUUAAUACGCCCAAUUGGGCUUUAA